Cornus florida is the source of this 884-nucleotide messenger RNA. Its product is annotated as succinate dehydrogenase assembly factor 1, mitochondrial. The transcript is spliced from 2 exons. The record is from RefSeq and is a predicted model, not a curated record. Gene Ontology annotation, cellular component: mitochondrion. Gene Ontology annotation, biological process: mitochondrial respiratory chain complex II assembly. Bases 444 to 740 code for a protein of 98 amino acids. Lineage: Eukaryota; Viridiplantae; Streptophyta; Magnoliopsida; Cornales; Cornaceae.
AUGUACCGCAUUGGUCUCCUCCUGUUCAAUACUAGAAAAUUUCUCCAUUUUGGCAACUGACCCUUUUCUCUUUUUUUAACCUGGCCCAAAGUCUGUAUUUUGUUUACUUGCGUUAUAUAUAGGGAGAGAGUUUCUCCAUUCUUUAGAGGAGCACCCAUCCGUGAGAUUACGCUUCUUCUUCUUCUCUCUUUACACGCAUCGUCUUCUUUGUUUCAGAUUUCGACCUUUGAAUACGGUCUUCUGUUUUCAGCCACACAUUUAGUCUAUUGAUUCGCGUUGGGUGAAGAUUUGCAAAGCAUUUCAGAAGGGUUUCGGAGAAAUUCUCACAGAUUGGGCUUGUCUUUUUCGUUCUCCGAAGUAGUAGAAGCUGAAAAGCAAUGCUAUUAUUACUGCUCAAGAGUAAUUGAAAAGCAUCUAGGAACAAAUUAGAAGAUAAAGAUGCAAUGGGAGCAUCCAGUGGACCAAAGCUCUCGGGGAUGCAGAAGCAAGUGCUUGGCCUAUACAGAGGUUUUCUGCGAGCAGCACGCUCCAAAUCCCCUGAAGACCGACGCCGAAUUGAAUCAGUUGUGUCAGCCGAGUUCCGUCACAAUUCCAAAGUAGUUGAUCGCAAGAAUUUCAUCUAUAUUGAGUACUUGCUUCGCCGUGGCACGAGACAGCUUGAUCAGCUCAGGAGCCCCGGCACUGUUGGAUUAUCAUCCUUGAAUGUAGAUCCCACCCAAUCCAAAAAAUCACAAGGCUAAAAUUAGUAUCAUGGCUUUUUCUUUAUCUUCUUUCCGCGGCUGGAAUUGAUUUGUUUCUAUCAGUCUAUCAUUAGAGGAAUUAUAAUUCUUUAUGUUUAAUCUCUAACAUUACAGGUAUAAAUAGACAAUAAUUUUUUUGUCUUA